UUUGGUUUUGCACUAAACCUGAAAAUAGAAAUAACCAGACAACGAAAUUCCCACCGACUGUAUAAUUUUCGCGCAAAUCCGCUUCCCAAUGGACUUCCCAUACACGUUUCUAUAAUUAAUUUUCCCGGGAAAAUUAACCGUGACUGUGAAAUCUCUCAGCACCAUAGAGCACUCGCAAUUUUCCACCUAAUCCCCAAUACACGACGAACUUCUCAGUUCUCUCUCUAGGGUUUCUCUCUCUAACCCUUCUCCCCAUCUCCACCUAAAUCUCUCUGUAAUUAUAUAUGGACAAUCCCACGACACCAUCACUAGAAAACCAAUCAGCAGCACUCAGGACGUCGUCUUCAUUGUCAUCGCCAUUGUCAUUAUCGUCUUCUUCUUCGCAGCUCAAUCUUCCUUCAACGACGUCACGAACCUCUCUCUAUGUAGAACCCUCAACCCCAUCUAGCCACAUAGAUCGAAUGGUGGGUCUAGGUUACCACCCAUCCCCUUCGCGCACCAUCUACAGCGAUCGCUUCAUUCCGAGCCGAUCCGGAUCAAAUUUUGCCCUCUUCGACAUCCCACAGCCCUCGAAUUCGUCUUCCGACGGUCGUGAGGACUCGUCCGGUGCGUAUGCCUCGUUAUUGCGGACCGCAUUGUUCGGUCCCGACUCGGGUAUUGCUCCUCCAGCGACACCCGACAAGGGGGUGGGAUUUAAUGGGAGGACUUUGCCGAUUGGAUCGCCCACUCGGAAUAUUUUCCGGUACAAGACUGAGACUCGGCUGCCUAUGCACUCUUUAGCACCUCUGGGGUUCGAUGAUCAGUUGCCCGGGGUUAGUCAUAGCCCCGUUAAAGCUCCGAGGAAGGUUCCAAGGUCUCCUUAUAAGGUUUUGGAUGCACCUGCAUUGCAAGAUGAUUUUUAUCUGAACCUUGUUGACUGGUCUUCCCAUAAUGUGUUGGCUGUGGGGCUGGGCAACUGUGUUUAUUUAUGGAAUGCUUGCAGUAGCAAGGUGACAAAAUUGUGUGACUUGGGGAUGGAUGACAGUGUCUGCUCAGUUGGUUGGGCUCAGCGUGGAACACAUCUUGCUGUUGGAACUAGCAACGGCAAACUCCAGAUUUGGGAUGCAUCUCGCUGUAGGAGGGUAAGAACUAUGGAGGGCCAUCGAUUACGUGUCGGGGCACUAGCCUGGAGUUCAUCCCUCUUGUCUUCAGGUAGCCGGGACAAAACUAUUCUUCAACGAGAUAUACGUGCUCAGGAAGAUUAUGUUAGUAAACUAACUGGACACAAGUCAGAGGUUUGUGGAUUGAAGUGGUCUUAUGAUAACCGCGAGUUAGCAUCCGGCGGAAAUGAUAAUCGACUUUUUGUUUGGAAUCAACAUUCAACUCAACCUGUGCUGAAAUACUGUGAGCAUACUGCCGCUGUAAAAGCAAUUGCAUGGUCUCCCCAUCUUCAUGGGCUUCUAGCUUCUGGUGGUGGUACCGCUGACCGGUGCAUUCGGUUUUGGAACACGACUACUAACUCACACUUGAGCUGCAUGGACACAGGAAGCCAGGUAUGCAAUCUUGUGUGGUCUAAAAAUGUCAACGAACUCGUCAGCACCCAUGGAUACUCCCAAAACCAAAUAAUAGUUUGGAGAUAUCCUACAAUGUCAAAGUUGGCAACUCUCACGGGUCAUACAUAUAGAGUUCUUUACCUUGCUAUCUCUCCGGAUGGACAGACUAUUGUCACAGGAGCUGGAGAUGAAACACUUAGAUUCUGGAAUGUGUUCCCUUCUCCCAAAUCUCAGAAUACUGACAGCGAAAUUGGAGCGUCAUCGCUUGGAAGAACUCAAAUCCGGUGAACUAUGCUACAGGCCUUCGGCUUAUCGACUUGGUUGAAGUUAUUUGUUGGGCUGGAACAAGGAGAAGGUGGUGGCCCAAGGAAAAGGGGUAAAGAAGAAAGAAGCUUUACCAAAUUGGUUUGAAUGGAUCCAUCCAUUGAAAAUUUGCGAGAGGUUAAUGGAAGGUUUUGAAGAUUACCUCUUUGAUAGAUUUAUAGAUUUAUAGAGGGAUGUGUUAUAAAUACUCUAUAACUACUCCCUUGCAUUGUGUAAUUAGAAAAAAGAUGGUAAUGAUGUUUGAAAUUUCAAGAUAUAUGUUUUUUUUGUGAUAAUAUUUGUAAAUAAACUAUUAAUCUUAAAUAAAAAUUCUAAUUCUUAGACGCAA
Messenger RNA from Cornus florida, 2184 nucleotides. RefSeq names its product B-type cell cycle switch protein ccs52A-like. Gene Ontology annotation, molecular function: ubiquitin ligase activator activity; anaphase-promoting complex binding; protein binding. The transcript is spliced from 10 exons. The record is from RefSeq and is a predicted model, not a curated record. Gene Ontology annotation, biological process: anaphase-promoting complex-dependent catabolic process; positive regulation of ubiquitin protein ligase activity; positive regulation of anaphase-promoting complex-dependent catabolic process. Bases 285 to 1820 code for a protein of 511 amino acids. Gene Ontology annotation, cellular component: anaphase-promoting complex. NCBI's taxonomy places the organism in Eukaryota, Viridiplantae, Streptophyta, Magnoliopsida, Cornales, Cornaceae.